Messenger RNA from Humulus lupulus (European hop), 525 nucleotides. RefSeq lists its product as uncharacterized. The coding region runs from base 1 to 525 and encodes 174 amino acids. Lineage: Eukaryota; Viridiplantae; Streptophyta; Magnoliopsida; Rosales; Cannabaceae. The record is from RefSeq and is a predicted model, not a curated record. The transcript has a single exon.
AUGACUUGGGCAGAAUUUCAACAUGCUUUUAAUGACAAGUACUACAAUGCUACAGUAUGGGAGUCACGGUUGCAUGAGUUUGCAACCUUAACUCAAGGGAAUUUGAUGGUGAUAAAGUAUGCACUAAAGUUUGACAGGCUUGCCAAGUUCGCAACAUAUUUAGUGCCAAUCAAUGCAACUAGAGUAGAUUGUUUUGUUCGAUGCUUAAAGCCUAUGAUAGCCAGAGAUGUCGAGAUUGUAUCAGUAGAGGGAAAUGGUAUAUUUUCUCAGGUUCUGGAAAGGGCCCUCACUAUUGAGAAAAAGGAAAAUAGAAUAUGGAAGGAAGGUGCUGCUAAAAGAGAGGCAAGAAAGAAUGCCUCCCAAGGUCAUAACUCUAAUGAUCAUAAAAGGAAGGGAAGUGACCAGGCAGGGCAGUCAAGCCAGGAUAAGAGGGACAAUGAUAAUAAGGGAAACAAUCUUAAUGGUAGCAAGGAAUGGGUACUGUACCCAGAGUGUGAUAAAUGUAAGAAGCCCCACCAAGGCUAA